AUGACCUCGUCACUUUUUGCAUCGACGCUCGUCGCCUGCUUCUUUGUCGUGGCGCUUCCACAUAUGCUGCCGUGCCCCGUCCCCGCCAAGAAGUUUGCCGACGGACAGGUCAUGGUGGACGAGAACGGGAGGAGGAAGGUCUACCGCCGGCGCGAGAGCCCAGACGAAGCCAAGAGCGGCAUUGUACAGUUUGGUGAGGAUAUUGAGAGCGGGAAAGCGGUCAAGAGAGAGUGUCCGGUCCCACGGCCGGGCGGCAUGCUCGGCGAAUGGUUGGGAUUCCACAGCGAGAACGGCACAGAGUCAAGAGAGCGCGUGCAGGACGAAGCCGUGCUUCUGGCAUAG
Emericellopsis cladophorae is the source of this 342-nucleotide messenger RNA. RefSeq lists its product as uncharacterized. Lineage: Eukaryota; Fungi; Ascomycota; Sordariomycetes; Hypocreales; Bionectriaceae. The record is from RefSeq and is a predicted model, not a curated record. Gene Ontology annotation, cellular component: mitochondrial matrix. Gene Ontology annotation, biological process: mitochondrial respiratory chain complex IV assembly. The transcript is spliced from 2 exons. The coding region runs from base 1 to 342 and encodes 113 amino acids.